This is a messenger RNA of Talpa occidentalis (Iberian mole), 1696 nucleotides long. It is a transcript of the gene KCTD17, whose product is annotated as potassium channel tetramerization domain containing 17. The coding region runs from base 1 to 966 and encodes 321 amino acids. Gene Ontology annotation, molecular function: cullin family protein binding. Lineage: Eukaryota; Metazoa; Chordata; Mammalia; Eulipotyphla; Talpidae. Gene Ontology annotation, cellular component: cytoplasm; Cul3-RING ubiquitin ligase complex. Gene Ontology annotation, biological process: protein homooligomerization; proteasome-mediated ubiquitin-dependent protein catabolic process. The record is from RefSeq and is a predicted model, not a curated record. The transcript has 9 exons.
AUGCAGAAGCCGCGGCGGGCGCUGAGGAUGGAGGCCGCGGAGCCAGCGCCGCCGGCGGGGGCGGGCGGCCGCGCCGCGGGCGGCUGGGGCAAGUGGGUGCGGCUCAACGUGGGGGGCACGGUGUUCCUCACCACCCGGCAGACGCUGUGCCGCGAGCAGAAGUCCUUCCUCAGCCGCCUGUGCCAGGGCGAGGAGCUGCAGUCCGACCGGGAUGAGACUGGGGCCUACCUCAUUGACCGUGACCCCACCUACUUCGGGCCCAUCCUGAACUUCCUCCGGCAUGGCAAGCUGGUGCUGGACAAGGACAUGGCUGAGGAGGGGGUCCUGGAGGAGGCGGAGUUCUACAACAUCGGCCCACUGAUCCGCAUCAUCAAAGACCGCAUGGAGGAGAAGGACUAUACCGUCACCCAGGUCCCGCCCAAGCACGUGUACCGCGUGCUGCAGUGCCAGGAGGAGGAGCUCACUCAGAUGGUCUCCACCAUGUCCGACGGCUGGCGCUUUGAGCAGCUGGUGAACAUCGGCUCUUCCUACAACUACGGCAGCGAGGACCAGGCCGAGUUCCUGUGCGUGGUGUCUAAGGAGCUGUACAGCUCCCCACACGGGCUGAGCUCCGAGUCCAGCCGCAAAACCAAGAGCGCGGAGGAGCAGCUGGAGGAGGAGCAGCAGCAGGAGGAGGAGGUGGAGGUGGAGGUGGAACAGGUGCAGGUGGAGGCAGAUACCCAGGAGAAAGCCCAGUCAUCUCAGGAUCCCGCUAACCUUUUCUCCCUCCCACCACCGCCUCCUCCUCCUCCGCUUCCCGCUGGAGGUCCCCGUCUGCGCCCUCUCAGACCUGAGGCUGCGCCCGCAGUGAGGGCUUCUCCUUGGCCCCUCGCCCGCCCCCAGAGCUGCCAUCCUUGCUGUUACAAGCCAGAGGCGCCCGGAUGUGAGGCCCCAGAUCACCUCCAGGGACUUGGGGUUCCGAUCUGAAAUCCUUUAUUUUUGUACCAUGGGGUGGGCCCCCGACCCCAGGGGGAGGACGCUCUCUCCCUCCUGCCACCUCUGUCUACACCUGCCUCUGGGGGCCCCGUGGGGACCCGCUGGGACUGCUCAAAGCCUAAGGUGCCGGGCCCUGGGACCCCUGGACAGGGGCUCCUGCCCGUCGCCAACUUGCGGCACCUCCCAGCUGUGUCUCCCGGGCCCCUUUGUCCCCUCCCCCCAGGACCCCCGCUGCAUGGUGGAUGCACCUCCUCCCGCCCCGGUCACAUCACCUCCUUGAGCCUUAGUCUCCCUGUCUGUCGAAUGGGUCGACUCUUCCCACCCCACCCCACCUACCUCACAGGGUUGUUGUGAGGUUACUAAGAGGAGCAGGGCCCCAGAAAGCCCCAGGGGCGUGUAAGUGCCAGACACAGGGCGACCCUCCUCUGGAGGGAGGACCCACCUAGCCCCGGGUGGAGAUUCAGGUAUUGGUGCGGGGUGGAAGAUAUGGGGGGGCUGGCCCUGUGGGAAGGAGGGGUGGCAGACAGUGGGGCCACUCAGGAACUUGUGGCGAGAGAGGGGACACUCUCCCUCUGCCCUGGGGAGAGUCUGGGGCGUCGGGCCGACCGAGGGACCCUGCUGCGUCAUCACCUCUGGGACGGGAACUUGCUUCUCGGCUGUGUCUGCUGCCCCCAUGUAAUAAAACCCGAAGAAACAGCCCGCUGAGCUGCCUCCCUCUUUC